Cornus florida is the source of this 636-nucleotide messenger RNA. RefSeq lists its product as uncharacterized. The record is from RefSeq and is a predicted model, not a curated record. Gene Ontology annotation, molecular function: protein dimerization activity. NCBI's taxonomy places the organism in Eukaryota, Viridiplantae, Streptophyta, Magnoliopsida, Cornales, Cornaceae. The coding region runs from base 1 to 636 and encodes 211 amino acids. The transcript is spliced from 3 exons.
AUGCCUUCCUUUUGGAACAACAUUGUCUUUAGCCUUAAGGUUUCCGGUCCUCUUAUUCCGGUUUUGAGAUUAGUUGAUGGCGAGAGAAAGCCUCCUAUGGGAUACAUUUAUGCGGCUAUGGAUAGGGCUAAAGAAGCCAUUGCAAAAUCCUUUGGGGGAGUAGAAGAUAAAUACUCAGAUAUUUUUGAAAUAAUUGAUAAGAGGUGGAAUGUUCAACUUCAUUGCCCUUUGCAUGCAGCAGGUUAUUAUUUGAACCCAGAAUAUUUUUAUUCAAAUUUGAAAAUUGAAGAAGAUGAAGAGAUUGCAAAGGGUUUGUAUGCAUGCAUUGCAAGGUUAGUCCCGGAUGUCAAAGACCAAGACAAAAUUACUGAGGAGCUGUCCUUAUAUUCUAAAGCUGAGGGCCUCUUUGGUAAUCCCUUUGCUAUUAGACAGAGAAGUACACGAGGACCAGCUAAUUGGUGGGAAGCUUAUGGCAAGUCAACAAAACUUCUCCAAAAGUUUGCUAUAAAGGUUUUAAGCCUUACUUGCAGUUUUUCUGGUUGUGAACGAAAUUGGAGCGUGUUUGAGCAUCUUCAUAACAAGAAAAGAAAUAGGCUCGCUCAAACAACGUUGAAUGAUUUAGUGUUCAUCAAAUAA